Molecule: messenger RNA, 1368 nt
Organism: Aspergillus fijiensis CBS 313.89
Lineage: Eukaryota; Fungi; Ascomycota; Eurotiomycetes; Eurotiales; Aspergillaceae
Exons: 1
Coding region: 193-966 (257 amino acids)
Source: RefSeq, a predicted model, not a curated record
UGUUGUCCAAUUUCUCGCAUGAUUUUUCCCUCCCGCAGCUCUCGUAUCCCCCUCCACCUUACUGCCUCCUGAUAUCGACUCGUACCACCCGAAGUGUACAUGGUUGUUUCUCGCUACCAGGCUGUCUCGGCUGCUUGUGCUUUACCUUAACUCAUUGCUCUGAACCCUACCCCACCGUCGCUACUUGGCCAAAUGGAUCUCUCGUCGCUAGAAGGCCCUCCCAUCGCGGAUUCCCGCUUUACUGUCCCAUCGGAGAGCCCAAAGGAAUACAUGACUGUCCCACGUAUUCGCCUUGAUACUGGCUUGGCUAGCACACUACCUCAGCGUCCUGCCUCUGCAAGCGACUCUCCUAGGCCUAAGGCAGAUUACUAUCCAUAUUCACCCCAAGAGCGACAGGACCCUAGCCUCUGCCGCCGCUGUCAUUUCAGAAUACACUCAACUGGAGACCUGAGCACACCUAGCCCUCGCGAAGCAAGCCCAUCGACAUCCUCCUACCCGGCUCUCAACCUGCCCCCUCCUCCGCCUUCGUCAUCGUUUGCUUAUUCUCCCUGGGCGUCGCGAAGUAGGAGCAUGACAGACCUUACUCUUCAGCCCACUCGCACCACUGGCCCAGUGUCCCGCGAGACAUCCACUCAACAGGCUAGCCAGCUCAUCUGGCUUGAGUCGGAAGAACUAUGGGUCCUCAAGCCUCCGUCGCCCUUGUCAUCGGCACCAUAUCUUUCCCCGCUGGCUCCUCGCCCGAUACACAGUGCUACUGGUAGAGGUGGGCAUCCAUCCUCGCCAUCAGUGUUCGAUGACUAUGCCUCCGACUCGGAAUACUCCGACCAGCCUCCACCAUAUGAACAUCACAUCUACGAUCGACCUUUUGUUCCGCUUCCCGAUCGAGCAAGGGAAGAUGGCAGUAGCCGGAGGUCGCGCUGGUCAGCUGUGGCUCGCAGGAGAGCAAAUCGGGCUCUCUCGGGCUGAGAAAGACCCCUGACUAGUACUUUGUCUCGUCUUGUGUUGGAAUGAUGAGUGGACAACACUUUGGAGAGUCAAGCUGUGGUUCUUUUGGUUUCUCCCUCUGUACCUUGAUUGCUUUUCUGCUCAGUUUGGCCCUUUUUGCUGCAUCAGAGAGCGAUGAUACCCCCAACUUGGAUUUAGUCUUGGUUUACUUCAGCUAGUUAUACUUUAUCGCUAAUCAGCUGUGCUGCAUACUAAUCUUUGGUUGUAAUUUACUUUAUUCCAUCCACUUUUGGAGACAGAUGUUACCACGUGCUCACUGACUCUGCCCCAUCAAAGCACUAAAGGCUCAUACCCUCGCUUGACCUUUGAGACAUAGCAUAUCUCAAGACAGUCCAAUUUUUCCUGCUUUGUCAUUUACAACAC